Molecule: messenger RNA, 1524 nt
Organism: Cuscuta epithymum
Lineage: Eukaryota; Viridiplantae; Streptophyta; Magnoliopsida; Solanales; Convolvulaceae
Source: the annotation of a GenBank genome assembly
GGAUCUUUCAGUCUUUGCCCUUACAUGGCAACAAUUAUGUGGUGAUCGAUCAGAGGAGCCAUGCAUAUAAAUAUACUAUCGUAUAUGCUUUUGAAGUAUUUAUUGUUCUGAUAAGUAAUAAACAAAAAAGUCACAAAAAUUGUGUCACUUGAAAAAAAACACCUUUCCUUCUUGCUUACGAAGAGAUUCUAGUAUCGUGUUUUGUUUCAAAACAAAGCAUAUAUAUAUGGGCUCUUCAAAGCGAUUAAAAAUAGCUUCCGCUUAUCUCAUUUCCAUGCUUUUGAAUGUAACCUUGGCUGCUCCCCUUUCAUCCCCAAAUUUGUACUUCCAUCCACGACCGCUGGGCCCACUAAAGCCGGCCGAGCUACACACAAAGCCGCCGGCUUCAAAACCACCCGCGCCGGUGCCACCUCAUCCAGAUCCGAAGCCGUGUCCACCAGCGCCGGUGGUACCGAAGCCGGCUGCACCACCAGCAAAGCCGCCUACAGCGCCAAAGCCGAAACCACAACCUCCAAUGCCGACGCCGACUCUUUCGCCACCACCGAUGAACUCACCGCCACCUCCGUCGCCGCUAUCGCCACCACCACCGCCAUCGCCGCCAAAGUAUUGUCCCAUUGACACAAUGAAAAUAGGGUUGUGUUUGGAUAUUUUAGGAGGCCUGAUUCACAUCCACCUCGGUGAUCCGGCGAUCAACAAGUGCUGCCCGAUGCUAGGAGGGCUUCUCGGAAUGGAAGCGGCAGUGUGCAUGUGCUCGACGAUGACGAUGAGGAUGAUGAACCUCACCAUUUUCAUGCCAGUGGCGCUGGAGCUAAUUGGCAUGUGUGGGUUGUACCUUCCUCCAGGCUACGCUUGCGAUCUCACCUCAAGAACGACUAAUACAAGCGCUCCCAUUAAUACUUGAAUAAUGCCCUCGCAUUUAUACCCAUUAACACUACAAAAAAACAAUGAUUUUGACACGGAGUUGGCACGGAAUUUUAAUUUGGCACGAGUUUGACACGGAUGCGUUAAAUUCGUGGCGAAUUCCGUGCCAAUGUCGUUUUGUCGUCACCAGCUAUUUGACACGGCGCUAUAUAUGACAAAAAAAGGUUCAAUUCGUGCCAAAUACGACCAAUCCGUGUCAAGUCCGUGCCUAUUUCGAUGUUUUUUUGUAGUGUAAGUAUAUAGUCUUGAUGUGAAAAAAGAGAGUUAAUUAUAAGUGUUAGCAUCUUGAAAGAGGUAAAAAAAUGUGGUGACAAUAACAUAAUUCAAUGAUUUUUUCAUCAAGGUUAGUGCGGAAAAAAUUAAAAGUGAUAUUCUAGCAAUUCUCAUAUUAAACAUUCAAAUGUUAUUAGGAUCGUGCCAUAUAUGUACACACAAUAAUUGUGUAUACAUAUGCUCCAUGUAAUUACUUACGUUGCACAUUUAUCGAUUUGCUUCAUUUCAAACAAGUUAACCAGUUUUCUAUUCCACCAAAUUGGUGUGUACGUGAUCUUUUGGGGAAGCUGCAAAUACGACGACCUUAAAUUGGAGUAUUCGCUAUUCAAU